Messenger RNA from Aureobasidium pullulans EXF-150, 420 nucleotides. Its product is annotated as ubiquitin-like protein. Lineage: Eukaryota; Fungi; Ascomycota; Dothideomycetes; Dothideales; Saccotheciaceae. The coding region runs from base 1 to 420 and encodes 139 amino acids. Gene Ontology annotation, biological process: nucleophagy; C-terminal protein lipidation; autophagosome assembly. The transcript has 2 exons. The record is from RefSeq and is a predicted model, not a curated record. Gene Ontology annotation, cellular component: Atg12-Atg5-Atg16 complex; phagophore assembly site membrane; cytoplasm.
AUGGAAGCAGAAGCAGAAACAGAAGCAACACUCACAUCAAACGAAUCACUACAAACAGACAUGCCCAUGACGAUGGCAGCAUCAGUGGUACUAGAUCAUUUACCACGCGAUGCCCACAACGCCCUAUCGAAAGCCGGAAUGCUCGAGCAGGAGAAAAUAAUGUUACACUUCCGCCCCGGCCCCAGCACGCCUCCCCUCCGCGGCGGCCAACGCUUCAAAAUGUCUUCAUCUCUCCAUUUCGACGCGGUGGUGAAGUUUCUGAGGAAGAGGUUGGGGUUGCAGAAUCAUGAGAGUGUGUUUUGUUAUGUCAAUCAGGUGUUUGCUCCUGGGUUGGAUGAGGGGGUGGGGAAUCUGUGGAGGUGCUUUAGGACGGGUGAUGAAUUGGUGGUGUCGUAUUGUGUUGCGCAGUCGUUUGGGUGA